CUCCCACUCCUUAUUGCUAUAACAACCAAAAGGGCGGUCGGUAUUACGAACAGCGGUGCAGAUGCACAACGACUCAGGAGUCAUCCUUCACAUAGUAGAUGUUACUUCCCAUAAUUCUGAAGGGAACAUUGUUGGCAAUUCUAAGGACACAAAAUAAUGAAGCUCACGGUCUGGUUACGUCAAACAGAUUAGUCAGAUAACCUGUACGUGUCGUGGUAGGACACCUCUGCUUUUGCGCUGCAGUACAUGGAUGGGCUGAGACAAGGUGUAAUUUGUAUACUAUCAAGAACCUCUUGCUGAUAUUUUGUCAGCAGAUUUAGCACAUUUAGACAUAUACAGACAGCUCGAGUUGUCUCACGUACUUCCCUGGUGCGACAUGGCAAGGGAGAAUGGAGAGUUCGGGGAUGGACCCUCGUGGAAAAAACAUGUUGAUGAUAUCAAGAAAAUAUUUGACUUCAAAGAAGUCCUUGGAACUGGGGCAUUCUCUGAAGUUGUGAUGGCUCGGGAGAAAGCCUCGGGUAAGAUGGUUGCAGUAAAGUGCAUUCCGAAAAAGGCUUUGAAAGGGAAGGAGACCAGCAUCGAGAACGAAAUUGCCGUGCUUAGGAAGAUAAAACAUGAAAACAUUGUGGCAUUGGAGGACAUCUAUGAGAGCUCCAACCACUUGUACCUUAUCAUGCAAUUAGUUUCUGGAGGGGAGCUUUUUGACCGUAUUGUAGAGAAGGGCUUCUAUACUGAAAUGGAUGCAAGCAGGCUCAUCAAACAGGUUUUGGAUGCAGUAAACUACCUCCACGCCAUGGGUAUAGUACAUAGAGACCUCAAGCCAGAGAAUCUUCUCUACUUUAACCCCCACAACGAGUCCAAGAUCAUGAUCAGUGACUUUGGCCUCUCAAAGAUGGAGGGAACAGGAGAUGUAAUGGCCACAGCCUGUGGAACUCCAGGAUAUGUGGCUCCUGAGGUGCUAGCACAGAAGCCCUACAGCAAAGCAGUGGACUGCUGGUCUAUCGGUGUUAUUGCUUACAUACUGUUAUGUGGCUAUCCUCCCUUCUAUGACGAGAAUGACUCCAAGCUCUUUGAACAGAUUCUCAAGGCAGACUAUGAAUUUGAUGCUCCGUAUUGGGAUGAUAUAUCAGACUCUGCUAAAAACUUCAUCAGCUGCCUGAUGGAGAAGGACCCAGAGAAGAGGUUCACAUGUGACCAAGCUCUGGAGCACCCAUGGAUCGCAGGAGACACGGCUCUCUGCAAGAACAUCCAUGAAUCUGUCAGUCGCCAGAUGCGUAAAAACUUUGCCAAAAGCAAAUGGAGGCAAGCGUUCAAUGCCACGGCUGUGAUCCGCCACAUGAGGCGCCUGCAGCUGGGCAGCAGUCUGGGCAGCAGUUUUGGCGGCAGUAUUGACACCACCAUCCCCACUGCCCGCAGUCAGGCCAGAGGCCCUGCCAAGAGCCAGUCUGUGGACUGCGCCCCAAUCUCCUGUCAACCUGCUGCCGCUGCAUCCUGCAGCCGGAAUAUUAGCCCCCCCACUUCCAUCGGUGAGGAGCCACAGGUGGUGACGGUGGAGGCUCCCCGGCCACGCCCCUCCACCGUCACCACCAUCCACACUGGGACUAAAUGACGCCAGGUUCCACGGGAGGUCAGCUGGGAGACCACGGAGCUUUGAGACGGCACACAGCUGUUCCCGGCUCUCAGUAUUCCACCAUCGGUCCACUUGGUUUUUGCCCAUCCCGCCUAUUCCCCAGCGGCCAUGCUAGCUGCGCUGGGGAGAUCUUGAGGAGCGUCACCUCAUCUCCUAUUACCACAGCUCAUCACUGUACCCCAGUGCUGCACUCUGCACUGCAUGUCUGGCGGUAAGGAGAAGAGCCACGUGUCCCUUCUGCUUAGAGACUGAAGGGGCUCAGUGUUUCAGAGUGGCUAGUCCUGUGCACCUCGUUAUGGGAACUCCUAUUUUAUUUAUUAAGUAAGGCUGUCGUACUUUGACUGUCAGGCACACAGUGCCCCCUAUAUUGUCAAUGCCUUGUGUAAGCAGGGCACCUGAAACAGUGGAAGCAGAGAAGUCGUGUUGCGCAAGUCAAACAAGCAGAGCUUUCAAAUUGCAUUAGAUGGUGAUUCCUUUUAUCCUCCAGAUUUUGUUCUCUUUUUUUCUCUCCAAUUGCAGUUGAUACAGUAGGUAGGUCACUCACCACAGUAUGACACAAGUGUUACUCCUUUGCUUCUUGUUGUCUGGUAAACAGAAAUCCAGACUUUCAUAUUUAUAUAUUCAAGACGAUGUGCACACGUUUUUAAUGAAUUGCUUUUGUUUUGUGAUUUGAGUUGGCAAGAGAAGGUUAGAUGGUAAGUGCAUUGUACUCUUUUCUUAAUUGAAAUGUAUUAAAUUACUUAUUUUCUUAUUAUGACUCUUUGGAAGAAUGUUGCUUUUAAUGUGUAAAGGUGUACUAAACCUUUUCUUUGAUUAAUUGGCAAACAGUGUUCAGUAAAAAAAAUUAUGAAAAUGGUGAUUACUUAAUGUUCAGGUAAACAAAAAAAUCCAGUUGUUACUUUGUUUUUACAGGUUUUUUUCUUGAGUGUUUGACAUUACUGUGAAGCCCUCCUUAUCCUCUGGAAGGCAGUUUAUAGAUUUAGCUUUGUGACUGGUUCUCAGGGAAAUAAUUUAACAAAAAUACACAAAAUAAUUCCUUUAAAAUGAUGCUGCUGAUGACCAUGUAUUUGGGGAAUGGACCUUCUGAAAUCAAUGACCACAUCACAUAUUCUAAUGUGCCAUUAAGACAGGUUGCCUCGUGAGUUUUUUAGUCCAUCAAAUUGAUAUGAGGUAGCUAUGCGUUACCUUACGUUGAGGGGGAUGUUUCUCAUCAAAUAUUUACAAAAUAUCAUAAUCAGAGGACAUUAUGAAUGUGAGUACAAGAAAAGAGAAAUAAGGUGUAUGAUAAAGAUUACUGUGGUAUAUGUUCACAUUAACACACUGAAAAUGGCAUGCUGAGAAAAAAAGAAACAUUUACAAUACUGUUCCUUUACUGCUUUAUCAUCCAAUAUAGUCAAGCCUAUUACACACAGUAUCGUAUAGUUCAGCUUCCAUUCAGACAGUGGCUGUUCUGAGCUCAGCUCACAUGCUAUACACAUUGGUUACUGGACUUUUGGUACCUCUCUACCACUCCCUCUAUAUCUCCCUCUCUCUCUCUCCCUGAGAUUGUGGUCAAACAAGAGAGAGAAGUAUACUGCCUAAGACGCAUUCAAAAUUGUCUGUACUUGUUUCUGCUUAAUGUGUCACUGUCCCUGGCUCCUGGAACAAGAAUGUUCCAUAUGAAUGUGCUCGAUGAGAGCAGGCCACUUUGAAUUGUAGAACUCAAUGCAUGUUUUGUGUUGACUACUUCUCAGGCGCUGUAAAAGACUGUGUUUAUGAAAUUACAGAUGAAUCAGUAGCCUCUGUGUACUGUAAAUACAAAUCUCAUUCAUCGUG
Molecule: messenger RNA, 3445 nt
Organism: Osmerus eperlanus (European smelt)
Lineage: Eukaryota; Metazoa; Chordata; Actinopteri; Osmeriformes; Osmeridae
Gene: camk1db
Product: calcium/calmodulin-dependent protein kinase 1Db
Exons: 11
Coding region: 377-1609 (410 amino acids)
Biological process (GO): peptidyl-serine phosphorylation
Cellular component (GO): cytoplasm; intracellular anatomical structure
Molecular function (GO): calcium/calmodulin-dependent protein kinase activity; ATP binding; calmodulin binding
Source: RefSeq, a predicted model, not a curated record